Messenger RNA from Tetrahymena thermophila SB210, 2526 nucleotides. RefSeq lists its product as hypothetical. The transcript is spliced from 9 exons. The record is from RefSeq and is a predicted model, not a curated record. Lineage: Eukaryota; Ciliophora; Oligohymenophorea; Hymenostomatida; Tetrahymenidae.
UAAAAAUUAUCCAAAGAAUUUGAAUACAAAAAAAUUGUUUAUUUAAAAAUAUCUUUUUUAUUAGCAUAGCGGAACAUUAAUAAAAUCAGUUAAGGGAUAUUUGUUAUGAGCAGAAGUCAUGAAACUAGCGGUUCUAAUUUUAAUACAGAAACAGAUGAUCCUAAUAAAGAUCUAAUUCUUUAGCAAUGCAAAAAAGCUAUCGAAGAGCUUCAUUAUGAAUUGGAAAGAUAAAAUUAGAUUAAUUAACAAUUGAUAAUAGAAAAGGAUCAUCAAUUUUAGCAAAUUUAGAGGUAUGAAUCAACAUUUAAUUCAUACUUAGAAGAGAUAAAUUCAUAUAAAGAGGAGCUAUAAAAUCUUGGAGCUGAAGUACUUACUCUGAAAUAAGUAAAUGAAGGUUUAGAAAUGGAGUUGAAUUCUAAGUCAGAUAUAUAAGCAUAAUAUGAAGAAAUAAAAAAUGAAUUGAUUAAAAAGAAUGAAGCUUAUUAGUAUUUGUAGAAAGUAAAUGAAGAUUUAGAAAAAAGACAUGCAAUUAUGAAUGAAUGGUCAACAACUUUUGAUGAAGUUAAUUUACGUAUUUAACAAACUGUUUAAGAAAGAGAUAGUUUAAUCUAAGAAAAUGAAAUUCUUAAAAAUAGGCUUGAAAAUGUUCAAAGAAAUCUAAUAGAAAGUGAAAAGUUGAAUAGCUUAUACGAAAAGUAAGUAGAAAAUGAGUAAUAAGAUGUUAAAUAUAAGCAAUUUGUUCACCAACUUCAACUUUAAAAUGAUUAACAAAAAGAAUAGAUUAAGAUUUUAGAAUAAAAGUUAGAAACUGAGUAUUUGAACUGCAAUAAACAAAUAUUCAAUUCUCUCUAAGUUUAAAAUGAUCAAUUAAAAGAGCAAAUAAAUAUUCUUUAAAAAAGAGUAGAAGAGUAGGAAGAUUAGCAAAUAAGUAAGCACUUUGUUGCUAAUCUUUAAAUUGAAAAUCAGUAGCUUAAAGAGAAAAAUGCAAUUUUAGAGAAUAAAUUAGAAGAAGAAAAUCAGAAUUAUAAAAUAAUUGUUAAAAAAUAUGAAUAGAAUAUGGACCUUAUGAAAUAAAACAUGCAACUUGAUGUUGAAAAAACAUUUGAUAAAAUUUAAGAGAAAGUAGAUUUAAGUUCGAUUGAAGUUGAAAGACUAAAGGAAUCAAAAUUUAAAUUGGAGGAAGAAAAUUCUGCACUUAGAGAAUAAAUAAGAGAACUCAAGUAGGAAGUUAGAAAAAGUAAUAUUGAAGCCUCUGCAAUAGAAUAGAAUAUGCACCAUUCAGUUAGAUAGAUUUAGCAAGAAACUCAAUUCGAAUAAUAAUAAAAAAAUUUCGAAAUCGACUAGCUAUAAUAGAAAUUAAUUUUGGUUCAAAAUGAAAAUAAAAACUUAAAGCUCCAAAAUGAUAAUGUAUUAGAGUAGUAUAAUUAGUAGAAAGAUAAAUUGUUUGAUUUACAAAAUGCUAUGUAGAAUAAGGAUAUACAAAUCUAAGAACUACAGAAUGCUAUUAGUUAAUUUGAUAGGAACAGUUCCUUGUAUUCAAUGAAAAUACAAAAUAUAUAGAAUUAAGAAAAUGAUCUUCUAUAGCAAAACGAAUAUCUAAGAUCAAGGCUUAUUGAAUUUUAAAGAGAGUUGAAAAAUCUCUAAAGAGAUGUAUUUGAUUAACUUGAAUAGGAAGAUUAAAAAACUUAAGAUUUAGAAAGAAGGAUUUUGCACUCUUAAAAGUAGAUGGACAAUAAAAAUCAAGAUAUUGAGGAACUAAGAAUAGAAAUUACAUAACUCCGUAAGAAUUAGGGUAGUGCAUUUUUUGAAGCACAAAGGCUCAGAAUUGAAAAUGAUGAUUUAAAAAAAUUGCUAGCCAGAUAUGACUCUAGGUUCUAAGAAAUAGAAAAUAAUAUGCUAAAAGGAAAUAAAUAAGAAAUGUACAAAGAUUAGUAGAUAGAAGAUUUAAGAAAUUAAAUAAGACAAGAAAGAAUAAAUAGAACUAAUGAACAGAAUUUAAUUUUAUCAUUAAAGGAUAAUGUUAGAAGUUUAUAAGAAUAACUUGACAUUAGUAAUUAAAGAUAUCAAGAAGAAAUAAAAAGAAGAGAUUAAGAAGUAUAAAUAAUUAGGAAUCAAUAUGAUUAAUCAGUUGAAAAAAUUUUACACCAAAAAAAUGCAAUAGAUGUUGAAAGAUUAGAAAAUGAAAAAUAUAAUUCAGUUAAAACCAUAAAGUUUAAUGGAUCAAAUAUCUCAAAUAGACAUGCUUUUAUAGCGGCCUCACCUUAACGUGAUUAUAUUGUCAGAGAUAAUACUGAUCAUAACUAUAGUGAAUAUAAUACUGCAAGACCUUGCUACAGCUCAAGUAAGGCUAUAUAGAAUUUCUCUUUGGCUUCUACUCCUUUAAAUACUAGAGGUAUUAUGAAGUAGGACAGAUUAUAAAAUAACUCUUGUAACAAAAGACUUCAUGGUUCAUUUAUUAACAAGUUCAAAAACGUUGUAGAUAGAUUAGAAAAUAAGCUUGAAUUGAUUUAAAAAGAAAUAAAUUGA